Messenger RNA from Dichotomopilus funicola, 744 nucleotides. RefSeq names its product glycoside hydrolase. The record is from RefSeq and is a predicted model, not a curated record. Bases 1 to 744 code for a protein of 247 amino acids. Lineage: Eukaryota; Fungi; Ascomycota; Sordariomycetes; Sordariales; Chaetomiaceae. The transcript is spliced from 2 exons.
AUGAAGUUCUCCGUCCUCUCGUCUCUCCUGGCCGCGGCCGUCUCGGUCGAGGGCCACGCCAUCUUCCAAAAGGUGUCGGUCAACGGCGCCGACCAGGGCUCGCUGACCGCGCUGCGGGCCCCCAACAACAACAACCCCGUGCAGGACGUCACCAGCUCCGACAUGAUCUGCGGCCAGUCCGGCUCGACCUCCCAGACCGUGCUCGAGGUCAAGGCCGGCGACAAGAUCGGCGCCUGGUACCAGCACGUCAUCGGCGGCGAGCAGUUCCCCGGCGACGAGGACAACCCGAUCGCUAAGUCCCACAAGGGCCCCGUCAUGGCUUACCUGGCUAAGGUGGACAAUGCCGCCAGCUCGGACAAGGCUGGUCUUAAGUGGUUCAAGAUCUGGGAAGACACCUUCGACACCGGCAGCCGCACCUGGGGCGUCGACAACCUUCUCGCCAACAACGGCUGGGUCUACUUCAACCUCCCCUCCUGCGUCGCCGACGGCCAGUACCUGCUCCGCGUCGAGGUCCUCGCCCUGCACUCCGCCAGCAAGCCCGGUCAGGCCCAGUUCUACCAGUCCUGCGCCCAGAUCAACCUCUCCGGUGGCGGCUCGACCAGCCCCUCCCAGACUGUCAGCUUCCCGGGAGCUUACUCUGCUGAUGAGCCUGCUAUUCUUACUAGCAUUUAUGGCUCGACUGGUGCCCCUGAUAAUGAUGGCAAGCCGUACACUGCUCCGGGCCCGUCGCCUAUUUCUUGCUAA